Cladocopium goreaui is the source of this 1602-nucleotide messenger RNA. Lineage: Eukaryota; Dinophyceae; Suessiales; Symbiodiniaceae. The record is from the annotation of a GenBank genome assembly.
AUGGACCUGGAUGGCGAUGGUCCAACAGUGACUUUGGACCAAGGGAAAGUUCGAGGAACUCUGCGUGAGACCGUGGCCCGUUUCUUGGCAGUUCCAUAUGCCGCCGCGGCCUCUGGAGACCAACGGUGGAGACCCCCACAGCCCCUGAAAGACGCCGAAGCUCCUCGACGAAACGUGGCUCUUCAUCGCUGUCCUCAACCAAGUCGACCUACUCAGACCUUCAAUGGCUAUGUUUUGGAAGAUGAUGAGGAUUGUUUGCAGUUGAAUAUUUGGACACCAGUGAAAGCACUGGAAGGUCAGGAUGCUUCAGUGCCAGUAUUGUUUUACAUACAUGGUGGAGGUGGCAAGUGCCAUUCUGCUCACUCUCCGAGAGAAAGUGGACAUCAACUGGCUUUGCAACAAGGCCUGUGCUGCGUGAACAUCAACUAUCGCUUGGGCAUUUUGGGUUUUUUGGCUCACCCCGAGCUUGCAUCCGGAUCUGGCAACUAUGCCAUCUUGGAUCAGAUUUUUGCACUGCAAUGGAUCCAGAGAAAUAUUGCAUCCUUCGGUGGGGAUCCGAAAAAUGUGACCAUUUGGGGCCUUUCCUCCGGGGCACAAUAUGUCUCCACACUGUUGGUAUCCCCUGCUGCUCAAGGAUUAUUCCACAGGGCUAUGGUGCAGAGCUGUUCGGACCUAAACAAUGUUCGACAAGUGGCUGGCAGUUGCGACGUGUGGCUUGGGAAAACUGCAGAAGACUGGGGAUGUGAACUUUGUCAGGAAAUAACUGGCCGAGAAGACAGGCAGAUGGAAGCAAUGCGUUCAGUACCAGUAGAGCAGAUCAUUCGCCAUAGCAUCAGUGAAUCUGCCAAUGACUGCUACGAACCUGCCAUUGAUCGCCGUGCUUCCAUCAAACCCAUGUCAUCCAUGGAAGCGUUGCUGGCGGGAAAUUUUCACCAGGUCCCUGUUCUUCUUGGAGUGACUGAGAACGAUGGCUUGGGUAAAUCUGAAUUGGAGCAGACCAUCUUUUGCCAGUCCGAAGUUCGUUCUCGUGCAGAUUUAGAGGAACUUUUUCGGCGAGACUUUGGUGAAAAUGCUGCUACAGUAUUGUCGCACUAUUGGCCUAAGGAUGUUGAAUCAGAAGCAAGAGCUGUGCAUCAAGCAUUGAGCUUAUUUAGCAACGACCUUUGGUAUUUUGCCGGGACUCAUCUUAUGGCCAAACUCAUGAGUUCCAGCAGUCCGGUCUUUUUGUAUUGCUUUGCAGGUGCAAAACGCAGCAUGCAUGGCAGUGAUAUGGCAUCUUGGAGGGGGGCUUCCAAAAGCAAGCUGUCCCAGAUCAUGUCCAGAUAUCUUGGAAACUUUGCUCGAUAUGGGAAUCCAAAUGGCAAUGAUCUGGUCUCAGAAAGUUCAGCUGAUCUUCCUCAAUGGAAAUCCAUGUCGGAAGCUCCGGAUGAAUGGAUGUUUCUGAACAGCGAAGCAGCAAUGAAAGAGAUUGAUGCUGCCACCUUGCGUUGGUACAACUUUUUGGCCGCGGAAUACUUUUCCAAGAGGAUUCUGCAGAAGGUCAAUGCAAAUGACUGUCACGAUGUACAUGCCAGCAAACGAAUGUGCCGAGAGAAAAGCUGA